Messenger RNA from Paramecium octaurelia, 646 nucleotides. The record is from the annotation of a GenBank genome assembly. Lineage: Eukaryota; Ciliophora; Oligohymenophorea; Peniculida; Parameciidae.
AUGGAAACCCAAAUCGCAUUUAAAAAAGUUAAAUGCUUUUCCUAAACAUACUCUAAGAUUAAUUCUAAAUAUUAAUCAUAAAUUCAUCAAUUAAAUUAAAAUAGUUUAUAAUUCUUGAAAUAAUCCAUGUGGAAAAUAAUGUUAUUGUCGUGUUUGAUUAUAAUUGGUUAAUCAGCCCUUUAGCCCUCAGUAUUGAACUUUAUGCAAGGAUAUGCUUUCGGAGUGGGAAUGGGAGACGAAGUUCCAGAGAUCAUGGAUUGCGUUUUGGAUGUGAUUCUAGUCAAGCCUUAAUGGGAUAUAAUACUCAAAUAAUUCAAUUAAGGUGGUGCUAUCAAUAUUUGGAAUGGUUUGUCUGACAUUUUAUUCUCUUUUGAUCAGUUUGCUCAAUAAUGCGGAAACACAACGAUUGGAUUGAAUAAAAUUCAGAAACAUAUUAGAAAGAUUUUUACAAGUUUAUAUUUAGGUUACUUUUUAGCUCCAAAGUUAUUCAAGUAGAUGAUAGAGAAUAUGAGUAGAGAAAGUGACAAAGUAUCAGAAUUAACUUGUUAAUUUGUAGAAUUAAUGAAGGAAUAAGAUACAUACUAAAGUGGCUAUGUAAUUGGGUAACUGAUUUCAAUAGUAUUUGAAAUUUGAGAUUAUAGCUUGC